UACAAUGGUACGGAGUACAAUAAUCCGCAGACAAACUUCUCGGCGAAACAGGCAUUAUAUAGAGGGCAUUGGGGUCGUCUGACUUACUUUUCUUCCAUCCUGACCACACAUAAUCCUUUUAUCAUAUUGAUUCGACAGACUCGAAAUGAGCGAUAACUAUGAGGAAAAGCCUGACGCCAUUGGCAAAGAGUUCAGUGAUGAACUCACGCCCGAGGAGCGUGAGCACGAGAUCGAGGCACGCAAUCUGCAAAGCAAUCAGUAUCUCGACAACGAACCACUGUAUGACCGGAUAGCGUUCGCGCAGAUACCAGUGCACAUGAAGAGCCCUCGCAUGCUAGUUAUCACACUGGGCGUGUUCGCGGCGUUCAGCGGCAUGCUGAGUGGGUUAGACCAGUCGGUGAUCUCGGGCGCGCUGCCUGGUAUCCGCAAGCAUUUCAUCGCGUCAGGCGAGUGGGCGAGCAUGGACGACCCGAAACUGGCGACCGACAUUUCACUGAUUUCUUCACUGAUGCCGCUGGGCGCAAUGGCCGGCGCGCUCAUCAUGACGCCGUUGAACUUCUACUUUGGACGCCGCAACUCGAUUAUUAUCUCGUGUUUGUGGUACACACUGGGCAGUGGACUGUGUGCAGGCUCCCGUAGUGUGGGGAUGCUGUUUGCGGGCCGAUUCAUUCUGGGCAUCGGUAUCGGAAUCGAAGGCGGCUGUGUCGGUAUCUACAUCUCCGAGUGUGUGCCGCCAGAGGUGCGUGGCAACCUGGUGUCGGUAUACCAGCUGAUGAUCGCAUUCGGAGAGAUCAUCGGAUACGCCGCCGGCGGCGUUUUCUUUGACAUCCCAUCAGGCAGCUGGCGCUGGAUGCUGGGCUCGUCUCUCUUGUUUUCGACGAUCCUCCUGGUUGGGAUGGCCUUCCUGCCAGAAUCACCACGCUGGCUGGCAUCCAAGGGCAAGUACGGGCGUGCGUGGCGGGUGUGGAAGUCGCUGCGCGACAUGGCCGACCCAAAGAGCCUGGACGAGUACCUUGCGAUGGAACUUACAGUCAAACAUGAGGUCGACCAGUCCGCGAACGAGAAAUGGCAUCAGAGGUAUCUGGAGGUGUGCAGGACGCCGCGCAACCGACGGGCGCUUGUAUAUGCCACGGCUAUGAUAUUUUUUGGGCAGAUGACGGGCAUCAAUGCGGUGAUGUACAAUAUGUCAAACUUGAUGGCCAAGAUGAACUUUGAUGACCGCGAGUCAGUGCUGAUGUCGAUGGUGGGCGGUGGCGCGUUGUUCCUGGGAACAAUUCCUGCUGUGUUCACGAUGGACAAGUUUGGGCGCCGGGUGUGGGCGCAAAACAUCCUGAUGUUCAUCGUGGGUCUGGCUCUGGUGGGCGUCGGCUACCUAUACACGAACAAUGGUGUUGAUUAUUUCAAUGAGCAUAAGGCAACGGCCUUGGGGUUGUUUUUCUCCGGUCUGGUGCUGUACAUGGCGUUCUUCGGGGCAUAUUCGUGCCUGACCUGGGUAGUGCCAGCAGAGAGCUUUGGUUUUAGCACCCGCAGCCAGGGCAUGGCGAUCUGCUCUGUAUUCCUUUAUCUGUGGUCAUUCAUUGUGACAUACAACUUCGAAGGGAUGCAGAAAGCGAUGACCUACACCGGCCUGACAAUCGGUUUCUUCGGCGGCUUGGCCGCGCUAGGCUUCUUUUACCAGCUGUUCUUUAUGCCCGAGACCAAAGACAAAACAUUGGAGGAGAUCGACGAGUUGUUUCUAAUGCCGACAAGUAAGCUGGUUGCGCUGAACACAAGCAAUCUGCUUAAGCCCUUCCGGCGGCGAUACCGGCCAGAGCAGGUCGACAACUACAACCCCUGAAUAGUUC
This is a messenger RNA of Aspergillus vadensis CBS 113365, 1844 nucleotides long. Its product is annotated as fructose symporter. Gene Ontology annotation, biological process: transmembrane transport. The record is from RefSeq and is a predicted model, not a curated record. The transcript has a single exon. Lineage: Eukaryota; Fungi; Ascomycota; Eurotiomycetes; Eurotiales; Aspergillaceae. Gene Ontology annotation, cellular component: membrane. The coding region runs from base 146 to 1837 and encodes 563 amino acids. Gene Ontology annotation, molecular function: myo-inositol:proton symporter activity.